Macrosiphum euphorbiae (potato aphid) is the source of this 294-nucleotide messenger RNA. NCBI's taxonomy places the organism in Eukaryota, Metazoa, Arthropoda, Insecta, Hemiptera, Aphididae. The record is from the annotation of a GenBank genome assembly.
AUGAGUUUGGCGAGUGGACGGGGCCAAGUGGGCGAAGGGAAGUACCGGCCACUUCCAUCGUGUGUUAAUUGCCGGAGACUCGACGGCGGCGGCCGCAUACGCUUUGGAAACGGUCCAAGUGCAUCCUCUCGGUCUCGCGUGCACCUCCGCGUGAAACCCAAUCACUUUGCCGACCCCGGCAAACGCAGUCGUCGCUUCGGCGUGGGGGGAGAUUCCGAAUUUGAGUUAGAGGACGCCGUGGUUGUGUGCAGUUGGUGUCGAGUGGGUUGGAUAAGAUUGGUUGUUGAGUGUUGA